Aspergillus puulaauensis is the source of this 3672-nucleotide messenger RNA. RefSeq names its product AAA family ATPase peroxin 1 (gene pex1). Gene Ontology annotation, cellular component: cytosol; peroxisomal membrane; peroxisome. The transcript has 4 exons. The record is from RefSeq and is a predicted model, not a curated record. Bases 1 to 3672 code for a protein of 1223 amino acids. Gene Ontology annotation, molecular function: ATP hydrolysis activity; ATP binding. Lineage: Eukaryota; Fungi; Ascomycota; Eurotiomycetes; Eurotiales; Aspergillaceae. Gene Ontology annotation, biological process: protein import into peroxisome matrix.
AUGGCGCCCAGAAAGCCCUCCACUACCGCUGAGGUCGCAUUGGUCCCUCUAAAGAACUGCCUCGUGAACUUGCCGCCUUCGCUGGUUUCUCUGUUGGUCAACGCGAACACAACUGCACAGAAUGUGAUUGUCGAGCUACAAUUUCGCCCGACCGUUGGGCGCGCCAACAAUGGCAGCAAUACCCCGCGAUCAUGUUACCUAGGGUGGACAGGAAUGCCGAGCAAACGCAGAAUUGCCCCUGUUGUAGGAAGAGAUGGCAUCAACAACUCAUCCUCUACAAGGGAGCAAGAUGCUUCUACGGUUGAGUUGGAUACCACGUUUGGGAGGGUCCUCGGCUUGAGUGAGGGACAGAGAGUCGGCAUAUUUAUUCACCUCGAUCCCCCGGUAGCUCAUACGAUCAAUAUUGAACCUUUGACACCAGAAGAUUGGGAGAUCAUCGAACUUCACGCGACGUUCUUGGAACUCAAUCUCUUGUCACAAAUCCGCGCUUUGCCAAAUCCUACGUACACGUCGCAAGCCGAUCAUAUGCAUCCCCUAGCGUUACAUCUGUCUCCCACAUCUACGGCGAAUAUAGUCAUUACGUCGCUGACUCCUGCUCCGUCGAAUACAUCUCCAUUCGCUAAGAUUGCCCCUGAUGCCGAGGUUAUUGUCGCGCCCAAGACUCGUCCGAAGGCAAAUACGCGGGUGUCGCGCGGUGACAACCGGAGUGUCACUGGCAGCAGCAAGAGAAGUGCUGGCGGACGAAGCAGUGGAGGAAGUACCGUACGUGGUAGAAGCACCAAAUCCGAGACUAGCCGAGGUGCGCUUUACUUUAGAGGACUUGAUCGCCAAUGGUCGGAUCAGUAUUUCGAUGAAGAGUCCGAAGAGGAUGAUAACGAGGGCUUCCGCCUCUGGCUCGACCCUGAUGUGCUGGCAACGAAUGAACUCCGCGGCGCUACUUGGGCAUGUGUCACAUUGGUUCAGCCCUCUGGGUUGAAGCCACCACCGGACCCUCAGCAGCAAAUGAGUCAAGCGGAACAAAAGGCUAGUGAUGCUGGCACCCCUACGACCAAACUUGUGGCCAAGUUGAUUCCCUGGGUUGAUGCACCGGACACUCAAAAUGCCGCCCUUUCUUCAGUCCUUUGCUCCGCAAUAGGGACAGAGGGGAUGGUAGGUGGCAUCAUUCGCGUUGAGGCAGCACCUCCGCCAUUGCAACGGUCCGCUACCAAAUCACUCAAAGUCUAUCCGUUCCUAACGGACGUAUCAAAGCGGAAGGACGGGUUGAAAUUUGGAUCCGAUACAAUCGCCGCAAAGGAUGCAUUAGCGGAGCGUAUCAAGGUUCUCUACGGCAGCACGGGUUCAGGCAAGGGCCUACUCACAGGACCCCUGACUGAUGGUAUGGUUCUUCCGAAAUCCGAUAACCAACCAACCGUGUCUGCAUUCGAUGGGGCUAUAAUUCGUUUUGAUCCUCCCUUGAAGAGCAACUCUGAUUCAUCAAAGUCAGAGUUUGGGUGGUUGUUAGGUUCUGACGCGAAGCUGCCUCUUGAAAUUCAGGCAGAAAUACCAAAACCAGCCGAACAGAAUGCGUUGAGUCUCGCCAUGGAGGACCCAAUACCGGCUACUGCACCCCCCAUGGUUGGCAUCGACCAAGUCAUUUCGCAAGCAUUAGACAAUCUCUCCAAAUCCUGCUCUGUUUUGGUAACCGGAGGUCUUGGAUCUGGAAAGACUGUCCUGGGACAACUCUUGGCCCAUCGUUUACAAAAAGAGUCUCUCUUCAAUGUGAAGUACUUCUCCUGCCGUAAACUUGUGACUGACGAGACUCGAAUCUCCAAUAUCAAGGAGACUUUGACCCGUUUAUUCAUGUCCGCAGCCUGGUGUGCCCGGCUUGGUGGAAAAUCCGCUGUGGUUCUUGACGAUCUUGACAAGUUGUGCCCAGUGGAAACUGAAUUGCAAGUGGGAGGAGACAAUGGCCGUAGCCGUCAAAACAGUGAAGUGAUUUGCUCCAUGGUACACGAGUUCUGCUCUAUGAACUCAGGGGUUGUUCUUCUCGCAACAGCGCAGUCCAAGGAGUCGUUGAACAACGUUAUUGUGGGAGGUCAUGUGGUUCGAGAAGUAAUUCACCUCAGGGCCCCGGACAAAGAAGGGCGACGCAAAGUGCUGGAGCACCUCACGAGUCAAGACCGUGGAGCCGCGGGCACCACAGCAGAAGCCGGACCAGCCACCAAUGGCCACACGAGAGCCGCUAGUUCAUCUACUAAUGACUCUUGGUUGGAUCCUUCAAAUCCGGGAAGCCGUCCAAGCUCGUCUGGUGGCGAUGGGUUCAUCCUGGCGCGGGAUGUCGACUUCCUCGACUUGGCUGGUAAGACCGACGGGUUUAUGCCCGGGGACUUGGUCCUGUUGGUUGCCCGCGCACGCAAUGAAGCCCUCAUUAGAUCUGUUACCGAGUCAUCGGAUGAUUCAAAGGCAGUCACGCUCGGGUUAAAAGAUUUCGAUAGUGCCAUCAAGGACUUUACCCCAGCGUCGCUUCGCAAUGUGACCCUCACUUCAUCCACCACAACUUUCUCCUCCAUUGGUGGCCUGCACGAGACUCGCAAGAUGCUGCUGGAGACUUUGCAGUACCCCACAAAAUAUGCUCCUAUUUUCGCACAGUGUCCAUUGCGGUUGCGGUCCGGUCUACUACUCUACGGGUUUCCUGGAUGCGGUAAAACUAUGCUGGCAAGUGCUGUGGCAGGCGAGUGCGGUCUCAAUUUCAUCAGCGUUAAGGGUCCAGAGAUCCUCAACAAAUACAUCGGUGCUAGUGAAAAGAGUGUACGAGAUUUGUUCGAACGAGCACAGGCUGCCCGACCAUGUAUCCUCUUCUUCGAUGAGUUUGACAGUAUCGCACCCAAACGUGGGCAUGACUCUACUGGAGUUACAGAUCGAGUGGUCAACCAGCUUCUCACACAAAUGGACGGUGCCGAGGGUCUAUCGGGAGUCUACGUUCUCGCAGCAACAUCGCGGCCGGAUUUAAUUGAUCCUGCGUUGCUCCGUCCAGGUCGUCUGGACAAGUCGCUGCUUUGUGAUAUGCCUAACCAUGCUGACCGGGCUGAUAUCAUCCAAGCCGUUAGCAAGAAGCUUCUAAUGAGCGAAGAGGUGGUAACCCGACUAGAUGAGGUAGCAGAGCGCACAGCAGGAUUCUCCGGUGCUGAUUUACAGGCGGUAGUUUAUAACGCUCAUCUCGAAGCGGUGCAUGAUGCUCUAGGAGACCGAACAGGUGACAAGCCGGCCGCGAAAACCGCAAAGACCUCCGCUCCCAGCACAAGCAGUCGUUCGUUUAUCCAAUUCCUGUACUCCGAUUUGGAACAGCGGGCUGGGUCUGCGGCAAUGCCGGCACCAGCAGUGGUGGCAUCCAAGCUUGAUGCGCUGAAAAACGCACGACGCCGUCAAAGGCAACUAGAGCAAGGGGGCGCCAACCCAGCCCCAACCAACGCAACGAGCAACCCCAACGAGAAAGGCUCGGAUGAGAUUCGUGAAGAGAUUAUAGUUCGAUGGGAACACAUGGAGCGGUCCUUGAAUACGACGCGCAGUUCGCUCAGUUCAGCUGAGCGCAGGCGCCUACUUGCGAUCUACCGGGAGUUUGUCGAGGGCCGCGACGGCGAGAUGCCGAACGGAGAAGGGGGACGAGAAGUCGGAGGACGAACGAGUCUGAUGUAG